AGCUGCUGCUGUACGGAUCUCUGACUGCGCUGGUGUUUCUGUCGUGGUGAUUGUGUAUCUGCAGUAAAAUGGCCAGUGUUUCAGUGGAUCAGUUCAGCUGUCCAGUCUGUCUGGACGUCCUGAAUAAUCCAGUGACCACUCCCUGUGGACACAGCUUCUGUCUGGUGUGUAUUAAUGGCUGCUGGGAUCAGGAGGAUCUGAAGGGGGAGUACAGCUGCCCUCAGUGCAGACGCUCCUUCACUCCAAGGCCGGUUUUAUCCAAGAACGUGAUGCUUGCUGAAAUGAUGGAGAAACUGAAGAAGACGGAGCUCCACACUGCUUCUCCCGCUGGACCUGGAGAUGUGGAGUGUGACGUCUGCACUGGGAGAAAACUCAGAGCCGUCCAGUCCUGCCUGGUGUGUCUGGCCUCGUUCUGUGAGACUCACCUCCAGCCUCACUAUCAAUCUCCUGCCUUUAAGAAGCACAAGCUGGUCAAAGCCUCCAGACGCCUCCAGGAGCAGAUCUGCUCUCAGCAUGAGCAACGUCUGCAGGUUUACUGUCGCACUGACCAGCAGUGUAUCUGCAUGCUGUGUACCAUGGAUGACCAUAAAGGACACGAUACAGUACCAGCUGCAGCAGAACGAGCUGAGAAACAGAAGAAGCUAAUGGAGACCAAGACACAAUUCCAGCAGAGAAUCCAGGAGAGAAAGAAGGAGGUGGAGCAGCUGAGGAAGGCUGUGGAGUCUCACAAGAGCUCUGCUCAGACAGCAGUGGAGAACACUGAGAAGAUCUUUACUGAACUGAUCAGCUCCAUUAAGCAAAGACACUCUGAGAUAUCAGAGCUGAUCAGAGCUCAGGAGGAGGCUGCAGUGAGUCGAGCUGAAGGAGCCCUGAGGAGACUGGAGCAGGAGAUCUCUAAGCUGAGGAGGAGAAACACUGAGCUGGAGCAGCUUUCACUCACUGAGGACCACAUCCAUUUCCUCCAGAGUUUCCAGCCUCUCUUGGUUCCUCCUGGAUCUGCAGGAUUGACCUCCAUCAUAUUCAGUCCUAAUAACUCUUUUAAGGAGGUGUUGAACUCUGUGUCUCAUCUGAGAGAGAAAGUGGAGCAGCUCUGUGAAGAGGAGUUUAGAAAGAUCUCUAGUAGAGUGAAGAAGAUCCAGAUGAUUCUCCCUCCUGAACCCAAAACCAGACCAGAGUUUCUGGAGUAUGCUGUUGAUCUCACUCUGGAUCCAAACACAGUGAACAGAGGUCUCUGUCUGUCUGAGAGGAACAGAAAGGUGGAGUAUGUGUGGGAGGAACUGCCGUAUCCAGAUCAUCCAGAUAGAUUUAAUCGCUGGACUCAGGUUCUGGGUGUGGAGAGUCUGACUGGACGCUGUUACUGGGAGGUUCAGUGGAGCGGAAAAGCUGAUAUAUCAGUAUCAUACAGAGGAAUCAGGAGGAAAGGAGUCAGUAAGGACUGUGAUUUUGGAUACAAUAAUCAGUCCUGGAGUCUGUACUGCUUUGAUAACAGAUACACUUUCUGGCACAAUAAACAGAGCACUGUCCUACCCGCCCCCCCCUCCCCCUCUAACAGAGUAGGAGUGUAUCUGGACUGGGGGUCCGGCACUCUGUCCUUCAACACCAUCUCCCCUGAUACACACACACUGACCCACCUACACACACUCACCACCACAUUCACUGAACCGCUCUACGCUGGGAUUGGACUUUAUGAGAACUCCUCAGCAAGUCUGUGUAACCUCUACAGAGACAGACAGAGAAAGCUUCUACUUUGCGUCCCUGAUGUGUUUCAGUCAGGACUGACCACCAGUGGGGCUCCUCAUUGGGCCGACAUCGUUCAGAGCAGUGUUUCUUGA
Molecule: messenger RNA, 1832 nt
Organism: Colossoma macropomum (tambaqui)
Lineage: Eukaryota; Metazoa; Chordata; Actinopteri; Characiformes; Serrasalmidae
Product: tripartite motif-containing protein 16-like
Exons: 8
Coding region: 69-1832 (587 amino acids)
Molecular function (GO): zinc ion binding; protein binding
Source: RefSeq, a predicted model, not a curated record